GCGCCAGUGUGCGCUCAGGAAAACAGCGCCUGAGUGUGGAGUGUGGAAACGGGGGAAGGAAGGGAACGAGGGAAAAGGGGGGACCAGGGAGGAGAGAGAGAGAGGAAAGAGGAGAGAGAGAGAAAGAGAGAGAGAGAGAGAGAGAGAGAGAGAGAGAGAGAGAGAGAGAGAGAGAGGAAAGUGUGUGCAUGUAUCAGUAUGUGUGUGUGUGAAUGAGUGACAGUGUGUGAAUGUGAGAGAGCCAGAGGCCAAAGUGUGUGACGGACUGAUUGACCGACGGAGGGGACACGGGGACCAUCGGGUGCCACGGAUCUCUAUAUGGGUUGCGUCCUGGGCGCCGAUUGUUGCGAGGACGAGCUGAUUGUGCCACCGCCACCACCAUCGGUCAGCAGGGCAGCGAGCAAGAGGACCAGUCCAGAGCGAAGCAGCAGCAUGAGGCUGACCAAGGUGGGGAAGGGAGAGCCGCACGUCUUCAAGGAGAAGGCUUUCAAGAAGAAGCGUCAGUGCGGGGUGUGUCGCCAGAGCAUCGACAGCCUCGGCUCCUUCUGUCGAGUGUGCAAAACAGCCACACAUAAGAAAUGCGAAGCAAAGGUGAACUCGGCCUGUAUCCCGCCGCCCCCAUCCGACUUGCAGCGCAGGGGGACGGCUCCCUCCAGACACAUCCAGCACCUGGGCUCCACCAAGUCUUUGACAUACUCCAAACAACGAAGUACUCUACCCAGGAGCUUCAGCGUGGACCGGGUGAUGGAACGAGUGAUGGAGCGUAACUACGACUUCGACCUGACCUACAUUACCGAGAGGAUCAUCUCCGUCUUCUUCCCACCACUCCUGGAGGAGCAGCGUUACCGUAGCAACCUGAAGGAAGUGGCCGCCAUGCUCAAGUCCAAACACCAGGACAAGUUUAUGCUCCUCAACCUCUCGGAGAGACGGCAUGACAUCACGCGACUCAACCCCAAGGUCCAUGACUUUGGCUGGCCCGACCUGCACGCGCCGCCGCUGGACAAAAUCUGUGCCAUGUGCAAAGCCAUGGAGACCUGGCUCAACUCCGACCCCCAGCAUGUGGUGGUGCUGCACUGCAAGGGAAACAAAGGCAAGACUGGUGUCAUCAUUGCAGCCUACAUGCACUACAGCAAGAUCUCUGCAGGGGCUGACCAGGCUUUGAGCACGUUGGCCAUGAGGAAGUUUUGUGAGGACAAGGUCUCCUCGUCCCUGCAGCCUUCACAGAACAGGUACAUCUACUACUUUGGGGGCCUCCUGUCCGGGGCCAUCAAGAUGAACAGCAGCCCGCUCUUCCUCCACCAGGUCCUCAUCCCCACCAUCCCCAACUUCCAGACAGACGGAGGAUACUUUCCGUUCCUCAAGAUAUAUCAGUCCAUGCAGCUGGUCUACACAUCUGGCAUAUAUGACUUGCAGGGUUCUGGAGGGCGACGGCUGUGUGUCACCAUUGAACCUGCUCUGCUAUUGAAAGGAGACAUCAUGGUGAAGUGCUACCACAGGCGGGUGCAGAAGGCGGAGAGGGACACGGUGUUCCGGCUGCAGUUCCACACGUGCACCAUCCAUGGGGCUCAGCUCUGGUUUGGCAAGGGAGAGCUGGAUGAGGCCUGCUCAGAUAGCGUCUUUCCCACUGAUGCCACGGUGGAGUUUGUCUUCUCCUCUGGACCGGAGAAGAUGAAAGGGCGUGAGUACCAGAGGAAUGACCCAGCCGUCACUGUGGACUACAACACGUCAGACCCAGUGGUGCGCUGGGACUCCUACGAGAACUUCAACCAAAGGCAUCAAGACAGCUUGGAAGUAGACAUAGCCCACACACGUGGCCCCCUGGACGGCAGCCUGUACGCCCAGGUGAAGAAGCGGCGCGCUGGGGCCGGAGGCUCCGGGUCCCUCACCUCCACCAAUGGGAGCCUGCCGCGCAGCACCACAGCCGAGGACAGGGAGAGGUCGCCCAAUCAGAUGCUGUCGGUCAGCUCCGACUCGGGCCACUCCUCCUCGGCCGUGGCGGAGCGUUUGGAGGAGCCGCCCCGACCGCCUCCCCCUACGCAGCAAGAGCGGGAGGACCUGGAGAGGCUGCUGGGGGGCAUCGAGGGGGACAGGGUGGUGGUCGGACGCGACCAGCGGGACCGAGAGACGGCCAUCUUGGACGACGGAGACUCCCCAUCCCCCGUCAUGCCCUCACCACCGCCCCCCACCACCACCACCAAUGCGGUGGAGCGCACGGGCACUCUGAGGCUGAACCGCUCAUGUUCGUGUCGUGUCGGGUACCGAUCUCAACAGUGCUCGGAGCCCGGGUGCGAUCGUCCUCACCACAUGGCCAACGGCUACUGCCUGGAGCGGACGCCCAGCACCAAUGGCCACUCCGCCCCCCCGCCGCCACAAGCCCUCAUGGGGAUGUGCCACACACACCCGCACAUCAACCCUCACCCUCACCACCAGUCCCUCCCGCCCCCAGACCUGCUGUGGGACCGGCAGCAGGGGCCUCCGCAUUACCUGCACCGAUCCUGCUCUGAAGGGCCCUCUCGCCACCUGUGCUCCUACCCCAGCCAGGACCUGUCCCCGCCGCCGCCCCCCAACCCCCACGCACUCUCGGGCUCCGGUCGCCUGCUCUGCCACCCUGACGACUACCUGCCGUACGGUCACCCUUCGUCCCACGCUCACCCGCACCCGCACCACCCCAAGCCCCCUCCUCCUCCGCCGGGUUCCUAUCACGACAUGAUGCUGCUGGACAGUUUGGCGCCCCCCGGCUGCCCGUGCCGGGACUGCUGCCUGCGGCGCGCCGACGACUCGGCCUUCCACACGCUGCGCAUGGACAGGGGGGAGGGUCUGCACUGGGACAGGGGCGUGGAGGGGCUGCGACGGGGCCGCGAGGUGUCCCUGCACUGGGAGCGCGAGCGCGAGAGGGAGCGCGAGGCCGACCUGCAGUGGGAACGCGACCGCGAGGCCGACUACUGGCACCGCAGGGCCACCGUGUCAGGCUACGGUGGCCCCCAGGGGACACACUCGCACCCCCACCCGCACCCACACCCACACGACCUGCCCGCCUUCAGCUUCGACCCCCUGCCGUCCGGCCACCCGGCCUACCCCGAGCCCUCGCACUCCCACGCCCACUCGCACCUGGAUGUCAAGUACAGCAGCAGCAGUGGGUACCAGACCCCGAGGCAGGCCUGUCCGUACUCCCCCUACCAGCCCUCCCCGUCUGAGAGCCGGGGGUACGCCUCCGGGUACCAGUCCGAGUCCACCUCGCCGCUGCCCCCCACUGGCGGGAGCUGUGCAGUGCCAUCCAGCCACCCCAGCGGACCCAUGGAGGGCCACCACCCCGAGGGCCAUUCGCAAGCGUAUCCUGAUACACAGACUGAUGGCCAUGCAUCAGUGAUGGAGGGUGGCCACUGGCGAGACCACAUUAACCAUGUGCCCCUGAGGGGGAUCCACCGAGAGACGACACACAUCCCCUGCUCCACGCCGUCGGAUAACAUGUCGGGGCCUCCCACCCCCGUACACACCAGCAGCCCACUGCGCACGCAGGAGAGCCCCGGUUUGGCAGCUCGUGAGUGUGAGAUGCACUCCAAAGAGUCCCAUGGAGACAUGACCCCGGCCCCCCAGUCUCCCUCCAGGCCCCAUCCCCAGCCUGGCCCUCAGGAGCCCCACACCCACUCCCACACCUCCAGCCCCAUCCCUGCCACCCAGGCCUCCAGGCACAGCCAGCCCCCCAGCACUGAGCCCUGCACCCCCACACCGGCAGCUCUGGCAGAGGCCGCCCUCAGCCCCUCCCUCGGUCCAGAGGCGCAGGUCCCGGAACCGCAGCCUCUCCCUGCAGCCACACCUGAGCAGCAAAGCACAGUCAUGGCCGUGGUGGCCCCCAGCCAAGCCAACCAGGUGGGCCCUACACAUCAUCAUCAGUCCAGCACACCUGCUCUCCCAGAGGAGAGCGCGCGGGUCCCUCAGGACAGCAGCCCUGCACAGGGCACCGUAACUCCGGAUCCGGUUGCCCAUCGGAUAGGACCCGACCACACCGCCUCCUCCAGCUUCUCCUCCCCGCCUGCCUCCCCUUCCUCCCCUGUGGCCCCUCAAACCCACCCCAGCACCCCCACCUCCUCCUCCUGUCCACAGCCAGACACAACACCCUCAUCUCCCCCCAAACCCGACUCGGCUCCCUCCUCUCCUCAGCCUCCUCCUGCGUCUCCUCUGGUACCGGUAAACGGCAGCCAGGAGGGCUCCCCGUCCUCGGCUGAGCCGCCCGUGCCGGGCUUCGCCACGCUGGGCCGCAGGCUGAUGCUCUCCUCCUCCUCGGAGGGCCUCCCUGGUGUGGGGCACCUGGGCCACUACUCCAGCAUGGAGGGCAUCUCCAGCUCCCGCGGCUCCCCCACCUCCGCCUCCGAGGGCACCUCCACCCCCACCUUCCCCCUCUCCUCCACGGGCUGCUACUACCAGCCGGCAGAGUCCCUGGGCCCCCUCUCGGGCCACCCGGGCAGCUCCAACUCCUGUUUGGCGGCGGCGGGGGUGGUGGCCGCCGUCCCGCAGCCUCCGCUCCCCGAGAAGCGUCGCCAGAGCGGCAUGCCGGGGUCCCCCAACGGGCGGCUGGGCUCACUGAGGCCCGCCGGGUCGGGGUCAGGCGGCAGCCAGACGUCGGUGCAGCACCACGUGACCUUCUCCCCAUCCGUGGGGGAGGAGGUGGCCCUGCCGCCUGCCGCCCAGAACCCAGAGGCCGGCCUCAGCGAAGAGGAGCUGGGGAACAGGGUCAGCGUAAGCGUCAAGUUUGUCCAGGACAGCUCCCGCUUCUGGUACAAGCCAGGCAUCUCCAGGGAACAAGCUAUUGCAGCACUGAAAGAGCGAGAGCCAGGGAGCUUCCUGAUCCGGGACAGCAACUCAUUUCAAGGGGCUUACGGCCUCGCACUGAAGGUUGCCACUCCACCUGCCAACGUGAACAGCCAUAAUAACAAAGUAGGCGAUCCUUUAGAACAACUGGUACGGCAUUUCUUGAUUGAGACUGGCCCACGAGGAGUUAAGAUCAAGGGAUGUCAGAACGAGCCCUAUUUCGGGAGUCUGUCUGCUCUUGUGUAUCAGCAUUCCAUCACGCCUAUCUCCCUGCCGUGUGCUCUUCGCAUCCCGGAGAAAGACCUGCUAGGAGACAUCCAGGAAGUGCAGCCAGUGAGCAACCUGAGCACUGCAGCCGACCUUCUCAAGCAGGGGGCAGCUUGCAAUGUGCUGUACCUGAACUCGGUGGAGACGGAGUCCCUGACGGGCCCCCAGGCCAUCGCCAAAGCCUCCGCUGCCACCAUGACCAGGAGCCCGCGGCCCUCCGCCACCGUGGUCCACUUCAAGGUGUCCGCCCAGGGCAUCACUCUCACCGACAGCCAGCGCAGGGUGUUCUUCAGAAGACACUACCCUCUUAACAGUGUCACCUUCAGCAGCGUUGACCCACAGGACAGGAGGUGGACUAACUCAGACAGCACAACAUCUAAGGUGUUUGGCUUCGUGGCCAAGAAACCGGGCAGUGUGGCGGAGAACGUGUGCCACCUGUUUGCAGAGCUGGACCCCGAGCAGCCGGCCUCCGCCAUCGUCAACUUCAUCAACAAGGUCAUGCUGGCCCCUCAGCGCAGGUAGAGAGAGAGAAAGAGAGAGAGGGGAGCACCCGACGCCACGCCAGGUCUGAGCCAGACCUGUGCCAGACCAGUGCAAAGUCCACCACUCAGGCUGGAGUCUGAGUCCUCGGAGGGUAUUCCAAAAUGGUGGUUCAGAAGCAAACCAGGUUCAUUUAACCUAGGGGUACAGUUAAAUAUACCAAUAAAAGAGCCUGGAGUCCUCAAUUUUUUAACUAAAUGAUGGUAGAAGGGUAUUGUAACAAGUUUUGCCUAUUCUGCUGGUUAACUCGGCUGGGUCCAUGUUCUUGGAAUACCCCCCCCCCCCUUGUGAUGAGUCUCCAGUCUGUCCAUGGGUUGGUUUGAUCACAAUACUCCUUCACUCUGUCCUUCGCACAGAGACGCACACUGGUAGUUCAUGAAGCUUAACGUCAUACUCGCUUAAAAGCACUGUACAGUUCGGCAGAACAGACACAUUCCCUGAGAUAAUACAUGAAGGGCAUUGACUGGUAUGAAACCAAAGGUAAUAGAAGAUAGUAUUCAAAUAUACACAGACACGCCAAUAGAUAUUCAUUGUGUUUUUAAAGUAGGUCUAGACAAGACCUGUUGCAGGACCAGCUCUUGCAGUCGGAAGAUGUCGAUGAUAAUGUAUUUGUUGUAAAUAAAGCUUUAAGAGACAAUCAUUGUAAUAUGUGAAUAAUAUACCGUAAACUUUGGUUGAGGUCCAAAGGAAAGUGUUACUGAAGGUUUUGAGGGUGUGUUUGUGUGUGCUGGUUUACCAAAGAGGGACAGAGUGUGUGAUGUGGAUAUAAGCCAAAGAUGGCCCCCAGGGGAAGCUGCUGGGGGAGGAAGUGUGGGUCACUGAUGUCGGGGGUCAGCCAAGGUCAAAUGCCUUAGCAUGGCUGAGGAAUGUGUAAGGGGAAGAAACAGAUGAAUGUGAUGUUCCAUGGGCAGAAUGUAUUGUACCGUUAUUGCUACUCACUGCCUCACUAGUAUCCUCCUGGUGAACAACUCCACUGUGCACACAACGAGUGCUCUUCAGAAACCAAGGGCUAUUAUUCAACAUAGUACACCUACACUGUUUAAGCCUGUCAGUUUAUAGGGGACCUGAACUCUUUCAGGAUGGGGAUGCAGAAUUCUCCUUACCCCUGGCCAUAGAGAUGGAACACUAGAUGUUGCGUUGACGACCCACGUCUUUUGGAAUGAAUGGGGUUGGCGAGGCUGUUCUAAAUAGGCUGUGGUAACGCAUGAACAUCAGUUGGUGACAAGGCAAUAUAUAAAUCACUGUAGGUGGCGGUAAAAGGUAUCUUACCUAAUAGUGUGAACCCUGGCCUGUAGCAAGAUGGCAGCUCCCGAGGCUGGCCAUGCCGAUUGGCCGAAUGCAACAUCUCUUGCUCUACAUCUAUGACCAAGGAUACAUAUAUAGUUUUCAUGUCACUGUGAAAGGCCAUGUGGAGAAGUCCACUCUUCUACAGACAGUAGUUUUCCAGCACUAGUACGAGUGUUGAUCGGUGUAUCUCUUCACUUCAUACCCAUCUAAAUAUAACUCUGUGUAAGCACCAAGAGUACUAGCCAAGACAAGUAUUCACAGGUAGCCCACAUGUAUGAUUUUAUAUAUAAAGACGUAUACAGGCCUUCUCCAUGGCCACAGUUUUUUUUUACUUACAGUAACCAAAGACAUUUAGGGAGCACUUGUUUGUAUUAAAAAGCUUUACAUUCUACUUUAUAAAAAGCUCUUGUAUUUAAUUUUUUUGCAGGACUAGGGUUUUUGUGUGCACGACAGAUACUGUAGAAGGAAACUGUGUCUAUGACAGGUUUAAUAUAUUGUGGUCUGUUUUCAUCUUUGUAUGUAGUAAUAUAUUUGUCCAUUACGCAGCUCACAUGAACGUAUAAAAGGAAGGCAACAGAAGAACAAAAAAAGGAAUUUAUAUGAUAUGCUAUUUUGACAUGUACCGGUAUGCAUACGUGAGAUAAAUAAUAAAGAAAUGUAAAGUUGUGGUACCAAAA
Molecule: messenger RNA, 7577 nt
Organism: Engraulis encrasicolus (European anchovy)
Lineage: Eukaryota; Metazoa; Chordata; Actinopteri; Clupeiformes; Engraulidae
Gene: tns2a
Product: tensin 2a
Exons: 29
Coding region: 319-5595 (1758 amino acids)
Biological process (GO): peptidyl-tyrosine dephosphorylation
Cellular component (GO): focal adhesion
Molecular function (GO): protein tyrosine phosphatase activity; protein binding
Source: RefSeq, a predicted model, not a curated record